AGAGGAGAUAAAAUAAGAACAGAAGGAUAAAAGGUAAAGCAUCAACACACACAUUUCAGUCUCAGCUCUCAGCUCUCAGCUCUCACUAUCCAGCGUCGACAAUUUAAACCUUCUAAGCUUCCAGAAAUGUCCGACGCCGAUAGCACCGUCGAGGUCGACUCCCAUGACCCACCCAAGCAGGACUCACAGGAUCGGAAGCCGUCCUCCGCCUCCCCCAACUACAGCCUCUGGCCGCCGACCGAGCGCACCCGCAACGCCGUCGUCGACCGUCUCAUCGAGACCCUCACCACUCCCUCCCCUCUCUCCAGACGCUACGGCACCUUGUCCGCCGACGAGGCCGACUCCCAGGCGCGCCUCAUCGAGCAAGACGCCUUCGCCGCCGCCGGUGGCUCCGCCGCCACCGAGGUCAGCGGCGAGUCCGGGAUGAAGAUCCUCCAGAUCUACUCUAAGGAGAUCAGCAGGCGCAUGCUCGAGGUCGUCAAGGCUAAGAACGCCGAUGCUUCUGCUGCUGAGAACGGCGCCUCCGAGACUGGUAGCGACGCCGCCGCCGCCGUUGAGGAGAAAGAUGCUUCUACUGCUGCGUCCGGUGAGGAGGUGAAGGCUGAGGAGUCGACCUGAUCUGCGUCAGUGUUAGGCAUUUCUAGCUUUGAUAUUUAGUAUUGAGAUCUAUUUGGCACCUAUUAUGGAUUUCUUAUGAUGCCUCAUCUAUUACAGUUUAAAUAUUUAGGUGUUUUCGCAAUGUGCUUCGGUAUUCUCUGUUUUGUAUAAUGUGGUGGUUUGGUGAUUGAGUAUGGAUCCGGUCUGUUAAGAGA
Messenger RNA from Argentina anserina (silverweed cinquefoil), 812 nucleotides. RefSeq names its product MFP1 attachment factor 1-like. The record is from RefSeq and is a predicted model, not a curated record. Bases 127 to 618 code for a protein of 163 amino acids. Lineage: Eukaryota; Viridiplantae; Streptophyta; Magnoliopsida; Rosales; Rosaceae. Gene Ontology annotation, biological process: lateral root development; mitotic cell cycle. The transcript has 2 exons.